AUGUCCUCAGCAUGUGCAGAAAAUGCCCUUGUCCAGAAGCGAAGCACCAGUCAACGAAGAUCCAGAUAUGGCUGCCGCAAUUGCAAGCUCCGAAAACUCAAGUGCGACGAAAGCAGACCCCACUGCAAGAAAUGUCGCGCCUUCGGAAUCGUAUGCAACUCCAUGUCCAAUGUUCCCGACCUGCAGCCCAUCGCCGCUGAGACAGGGAGGCCAUCGCUGGCGGUUCGAGGAAAAGCUGAGCUACAACGCCCCGUCGCCAGUGCAGUCUGGACCGCGGACCAAUCGACUUUCUAUCAGUUGAACACGAAGUGUCAGGACUUCCUCACCCGGUAUUAUGGAAGCAGUCUCCUCAGCCCGGGCGACCCGAACAUGAUGCACGUGAAUCGCAGGCUCCUGCAACUAGCCUUCGCCUACCCUUAUCUCAUGCACGCCUCUCUCGCCGUGGCACUCACCUACGACCGCCACCUGAAUACCUCAGCAGGCAGCCGUCGCAGUCUGGACGAGUGCUACCACUGGUACCAGAGCACCGCACUUCUCAACCGGCGGUUCAGGGAGCGGCCGAUCCACGCUGAAGACAAGGAUCCACUCUGGGGCACGCUGGCUGCGCUGGCAGUUCUGGCCUUCUCCUCUCCUGAGGCAUGCACGCCGGAAGAAUCGUGGCCCUUCACCCUCUCAGACCAAACCGAUGCGUUGGACUGGGUCCGUCUGAGCAAAGGUAAAAUGGCACUGUGGCAUAUCGUCGACCCCCUACGCCCGGACAGUGUCUUCCGCGUCAUGGCACCUACCUUUGCACAGAUGAACACCUCCUUGCCGCAGCGCGGCGUGCAUCGUAUACCGCGGGCUGUGGCGGCCUUGUGCCUCCUCCACGAGGCAUCGACGGCGACAGAUAAUCCGUACUUCGAGGCCGCCCACGCUGUUGCGCAGAUCCUGGACCUUCCAGACACAGGAGUCACCACCGGUCCAGCGCAGCUCUUCAUCCGCAGUAUCCAUGGUGUCUUUGAGGACAUGCUCCGCAACAGGGACCCUGCCGCGCUCGUGUUGCUGUAUCUGUGGUACCGCAAGGCCGGUCGCAGUAUCUGGUGGAUUGAGCUGAGAGCCCGAGUGGAGUGUCCCUCGAUCUGCUUAUACCUUCAACGAUAUCACAAAGGGGAUACUGCGGUGCAGGCGUUCCUUCCGGAUGGAGUCUUUGCGGAGAGGUGGAGUUGAACGGGUUCUUCCACCGAAGCCUUGUUUGCAGACUGCGUGUCAAAGACAGCCGG
Messenger RNA from Aspergillus uvarum CBS 121591, 1259 nucleotides. RefSeq names its product Zn(II)2Cys6 transcription factor. Gene Ontology annotation, molecular function: zinc ion binding; DNA-binding transcription factor activity, RNA polymerase II-specific. The coding region runs from base 1 to 1206 and encodes 401 amino acids. The transcript has 3 exons. Gene Ontology annotation, biological process: regulation of transcription by RNA polymerase II. NCBI's taxonomy places the organism in Eukaryota, Fungi, Ascomycota, Eurotiomycetes, Eurotiales, Aspergillaceae. The record is from RefSeq and is a predicted model, not a curated record.